CUUUUUGCGGCAUGGGAAACGUUAUUUAAACGUUAGUUUAUUAAAAUUAGAAACUUUGCGUCUUGCGAACCCAAAGAGUUUGACGGAUUUGUGAUGUGACCAAAUGAUAGAUUCUGAAUGAUUAAACAUCAUAAAAUUCUGUGCUGCUCUUGGGUUAUUUACAAUUAUCGUUCGAUUGGUUGUUGCGAUCCCCUGCCAUUAUAGUCAAACUCUGCGGAAUCAGUGUGUUGAUGACAUCAGAUGAGUAACCGGAAAUUAUUAAAACAAGCUGGUCGAGAUGUGGAACUGGAAGAACCUACUAACCCUAUAUUGACACCUUUAUUUGUCAGUGACAGCAAGGGAAAGUACAUACGAGCAGUUAACACGAGUUCAAACUUUGACAGAAAAAUUAAUUGGGUUUGUAAAGGAGGCUUGACGUCUGCGGCUGCAUUGAGGUGGCUGUCGAACAAUAUCGACAACAAAAUUAGCAAACUUGAAUCCUGGCCAAAGGUUGUACCAAAAGAUGCUUCUGGGUUGCUUAAAUUCUCUGAUUUUUUGAAGCAGUGUCUUACAGCAAUGAGUAGUGUUCCAAGCUUAAGUGUUUUGAAUGAUAGCCGGGAAAAUCAAAAAAUGUUGUCCAAGUUGCCUGAAUGGCUAGUUAUAAGGUGGAACAGAAUUGCAGCCACAUCGAAGGAAGAACUGAGGGUGUUCCCCUCCUUUAAGCAGUUUGUUGACUUUGUUUCGAAGGAAGCAAAGAUAGCUUCGGACCCAGUUACUUCUGUCUUUUACGUCAAGGGUAAUCUCAGUUCUGCUAGUGACAAGGUUGGAAAAUACACACCUAGACAAGCUAAGGCUUCUACCAGUCCUGGUUGUCGUUCCUAUCUUUCGAAUACACAGUCGACUACAUAUCAAGGUUCACGUCAGUCUCAGAAUGUUUGUCCUUUAUGUCAAAGGCACCAUGGUCUUGAUGUUUGUUUUUCCUUUCUGAAAAAGUCGGUAGUUGAUAGAAAGGCCUUCGCAUUGGAAAAGAAACUGUGUUUUGGUUGCUUACAGAAAGGCCAUGUAUCUAAAAGUUGCAGACAACGGUUAAAAUGUAAAGUUUGUUCUAAGAAUCACCCUAGCUCUCUACAUGGUGACAAACUUACCCAGAGUGAUUCCAGGAAGACUGGCAGCGAAAAUGGUAAUGGUGAUGUCAACAAGGAGAACGCAGUUACAGGUACACCUGUACAGGCUGGACACUCAGGUGCUGCGUUCUUAAGCAACAUAGGCCAGAUCAGUAAGUGUUCAAUGAUUCUACCUGUGUUUGUAUCGCAUUGCGACAAUCCUGAUAGGGAGGUUCUUGUAUAUGCUUUAUUGGACACUCAGUCAGAUACCACCUUUUUGUUAGAUGGUACCCGCAGUGCUUUGGGUCUUUCUGGGGUUGACGUUAAAUUGUCACUAUCGACUCUGCAUGCCGAGAACAAAAUAGUGAACAGUCAAAAGUUGAAGGGUCUACAAGUUAGAGGUUUCUAUGACUACACCCAUAUAACCUUACCUGAUACCUAUACAAGGGAGAUAAUGCCAGCCAAUCGUGCACACAUUCCAACACCCGAUCAUGCUAAGUUCUGGCCACACUUAAAAUGCAUUUCUGACUGCUUACCACCUCUGCAAGAGGCAGAGAUAGGUUUGUUAAUUGGAUAUAAUUGCCCACAAGCUCUAGUCCCUCGGGAAGUUAUAACUCCUGUUGGUAAUGGUCCUUUCGCUCAAAAGACAGAUUUGGGAUGGACAAUAGUUGGAACAAUUGAUUUAAACUGCGUUGAAGAUGACUCAAUCGUCUCGAGUCACCGUGUUCUCUGUUGCGAAGUUCCUUCGGCUCUAUCAGUAAGUGAUAGUCAGAAAGAAGUUGUCCUGUUCUCACUGCGUACUAAGGUCAAGGAGGUUGUGUCCAGUGACAUUUUGCGAAUACUUGACCGUGAGUUUUGCGAUUCUGGGGAAAUGUGCAACAAACUGUCUCAGGAAGAUCAGCUCUUUGUGUCGAAGCUGUCCAAAGGUAUCUGUUUUCAGGAUGGUCAUUAUGUUAUGCCACUUCCUUUUAAGAGAGCUGAUCCAGUUCUUCCGAAUAACAAGUCCAUGGCUUUGAAAAGGGUGAAAUCUCUGAGACAAAGACUGAAAAGAGACUCAACAUUCUGUCAACACUACUCCCAAUUUAUGAAGGAGCUGAUUAGUAAUGGCCAUGCUGAAAGGGUCCCCGAGUCAGAUCUUAAUUCGAAUAAGACCACUUGGUUUAUUCCACAUCAUGGAGUGUAUCACCCUCAGAAACGUGAUAAAAUUCGGGUGGUUUUUGAUUGCAGCGCAACGUUUGAAGGCGAAAGCUUGAAUGCACAUCUACUUCAAGGCCCUGACUUGACCAAUAAACUUGUGGGAGUCCUUUGCAGGUUCAGAAAGGAGCCGGUGGCUUUGAUGUGUGAUGUUGAAAAAAUGUUUCACCAAUUCAAGGUUUGUAAGGCCCAUAGAGAUUAUCUUAGGUUUCUUUGGUUGGAGGAUGACGACUUUGAAAGGUUCCCUACAGAAUUUAGAAUGACUGUUCAUUUAUUUGGAGCAACUUCCUCCCCAGGUUGUGCUAACUUUGGAAUGAAGAAGAUGGCUUCUGACAAUGAAGAACAGUUUGGGUCUAACAUAGCUAACAUGGGUCACAUCAUAAGGCAUGAUUUUUAUGUUGAUGAUGGGUUGAGGUCUGUAUCUUCUGUUCCUGAAGCUGUCAAUUUGGUUAAGAAGAGUACUGAGUUAUGCAGUAAGGCUGGUCUUAGGCUCCACAAGUUUGUCUCUAAUUCUAAGGUUGUGAUACAGUCCCUUCCUUCUGAAGCUCGAGCUAAAGAUCUCAAAAAUGUUGACUUGAUUGGUGAUAACUUACCUGUUCAGAGAACCUUGGGAGUCCUUUGGUGCUUAGACUCUGAUACAUUUCAGUAUGAGAUGGUCUCAAACAAUCGCCCUCUCACAAGAAGGGGUAUCUUAUCUACAGUCAGUUCGAUAUACGAUCCUCUUGGUUUUAUAUCUCCAGUGGCUUUAUCCGGAAAGCAAAUUCUGCAGCAGAUGUGUGCAGACCAGGUGGGUUGGGAUGACCCCUUACCAGAAAGUCUAAAUGGCAAGUGGGUGAAGUGGUGUGCUGACCUGAAGAAUCUUCCUCUUUUGAAGUUUCCAAGAUGUGUUAAGCCUGAAGGUUUUGGCAAAAACAGAAUUACUGAGAUGCAUCAUUUUUCCGAUGCAAGUAGCUAUGGGUAUGGGCAGUGCUCCUAUAUUCGUUUGGUGACUGAUGUUGGCCAGGUGCAUUGUGCGUUAUUAAUGGGCAAAUCUCGUGUUGUACCUUUAAGACCCAUCACAAUACCACAUCUUGAAUUGACAGCAGCUGUGUUGUCAGUUAAAAUUUCCUCGCUUUUGGAUCAAGAACUUGAGUUCCCAAACCUUAAACACUUUUUCUGGACCGAUAGUAAGGUUGUACUGGGAUAUAUUUGCAACGAAGCAAGGAGAUUUCAUAUAUUCGUCGCUAACAGAGUUCAGCAAAUCAAAGAGCAUACAAACCCUAACCAAUGGAAUUAUGUUGCCUCUGGUGAAAAUCCUGCGGAUUUGGCUUCUCGAGGUGCAUCUGUAGCAGAGCUAGCUAAGACCCCUAUGUGGCUCAAUGGUCCAGAAUUUCUCUGGAAGCAGGAUGCAAUUUCAGCAAAUAUCGGUGCACAGUUUUCAGUAUGUCCUGAUGACCCAGAGUUAAAACAUGUUCAGGCAUUUUUGUCAAAUGCAAAACCACCCUGCUUCAGUUCGUUGUUGGAACGGCUUGAGUACUUCUCUGAUUGGCACAGGUGUAAACGAGCGGUAGCAUUGGUGCUUAGGUACAAGGGAAAAUUGUUGCAAAAAUCAGGGAAGUUGCAAACUACUGGUGUGGAGAAACGUUCAUUACAUUAUAGUCCCGUUACUGUAAAUGAACUACAGAAGGCCGAGACUGAAAUCUUUAAGGCUGUCCAGUUGUAUGAUUUCAAGGGUGAGGUUGAUACACUGAAGACUCAUAAUAUAGUUAGAGUUUCUAAUGACAGGGCAGAACAGUCAUUAAGAACUAAGACCCUAAAGGGAAGGUCAAACCUGUGUUCCUUAGAUCCGUUCCUUGACAAAAAUGGCUUAAUUCGUGUAGGUGGUCGUGUUCAACAUGCCGAAAUAUCAGAUCUGGUGAAGUUUCCAGUUGUACUUCCUAGAAAGGGUCAUAUAACAGAGCUUGUUAUACGGCAUUAUCAUGACAAGGUUCAACAUCAGGGUCGCGGAAUGACCACAAAUGUUAUUCGGAAUAAUGGACUCUGGAUUAUUGGUUGUAGUUCGGCAGUUUCUCAUGUGAUUUUGAAAUGUGUUGUUUGUCGUAGGUUACGGUGUUCCUUUGAAGGUAAAAAAAUGGCCGACUUGCCAUCUGACCAUCUAGAACCAUCUCCCCCAUUCACGUAUUGCGCAGUAGACUAUUUUGGUCCAUUUUAUGUUAAGGAAGGGCGAAAGGAAAUGAAGCGCUAUGGGGUUCUGUUCACUUGUCUAACUUGCAGGGCAGUUCACGUUGAAACGGCUACGUCCUUAGAAACUGAUUCAUUCAUAAACUGUUUAAGACGGUUCAUUGCAAUUAGGGGUCCGAUUCGUCAGCUUCGUUCUGACAGAGGCACUAAUUUUAUAGGUGCUGAAAACGAAUUAAAGAGCUCACUUGCAGAAUUACCAGUAGAUAACGACCAAAUAAAACAGUUCUUAUUAAGGGAAGGUUGUGACUGGUUCGAAUGGAAAAUGAAUGUCCCUGCUGCUAGCCACAUGGGCAGCGUGUGGGAGCGUCAGAUUCGUUCUGUAACUUUCAGACAAAUGAUAUGUAUUGCAAGCGUCGAUGGCGUAGAGUUCAGUUUUUACUGA
Molecule: messenger RNA, 4878 nt
Organism: Mercenaria mercenaria
Lineage: Eukaryota; Metazoa; Mollusca; Bivalvia; Venerida; Veneridae
Exons: 3
Coding region: 241-4878 (1545 amino acids)
Molecular function (GO): nucleic acid binding; zinc ion binding
Source: RefSeq, a predicted model, not a curated record